Molecule: messenger RNA, 2772 nt
Organism: Fimicolochytrium jonesii
Lineage: Eukaryota; Fungi; Chytridiomycota; Chytridiomycetes; Spizellomycetales; Powellomycetaceae
Exons: 2
Coding region: 161-2572 (803 amino acids)
Source: RefSeq, a predicted model, not a curated record
GUGAGAACGGAGUUUCAACUACGGGCUAUAUACUGUAAAACUCUAUGCGGAGAGAACGGGCCUCACUCGGAACAGUUAAAUCGAUUAUGGAGUGUGCACCUCGAGGCAGCAACAUUACGGAGGGCAGGAUACCGAACCAGCCCAGCAAGCAGAUAUCAGCAUGGCCGAUACUCUACCCGAUAGCACUUCCCUUACGGCCCUCCCGGCGUUCCCCUCAUCCCCACUCCAAACGCUCCCACUCGAAGUCCUAGCCCACCUGAUAGCGUAUUUGGACGACCUAGAACCGCUCCGCCUCGCCUACUUACCAGCCCGCUCUCUCAUCGACGCCUCGCCUUCCGUAAGAGGACGAUGGCUAAUAACCAAGUUCGGAAGAGCCUUCGUACUUUUUCAUCCGCGAGUCGCGCAACUGCCUGCGCGGGUCUUUGAUGCACAGACGGUGGAGGCGCUGAUGAACCUCGGGGCAGGAUAUCAAUACACGCCGUUGUUUGGGAAAGACGGAAGUGAUGGGAGAUUAUUACCCAUUCAGGCCCUUCAAGCCCUCGCCGUGGCCGCCACAUCAAAAAUGGAAGACGGGAACAUGGAACUAAGAGAUCUAGAUCGAGAUCCCGACGGCGGCCCACCCUUUGAUAUCUGGAUGUGGGCAGUCCAAACCGCCAAAUCACCCUCCCUCAUCCACCGCCUCGUCCGCUCAGGCGCAGAUGUCAACUACAUGGACUCCUUCGCGGUCACCCACGCUGCGAAAGCACGGGACGCAGCGAUGUUGAGCAAGUUGGUGCUGGAAUUGGGCGCCAAGAUCCCCGUGGUGGGGAAGACCCCGUAUCGCCGUGACUCGUCGUUGAGGAGGUCGGCGGCGGCCGUGCAUCCGUUUGCGCCGUUUGUAAAUGAGUUGGUUGCGUGGUACCGCGCAGGGGGGCUGGUUAGGGUAGUUGAUCAGUGCAAUGAGGAGUAUAUAAUGAUCAUGGAGGCCCGGGCGCGCGCGUCGGAACGUGAAGCAGGGAUGAUGAACGACGGUGACGUUGUGUCGGCCACUGCUGUAGACUCGAACUCAAACGAAGACACAUUCCUCGUCCCCCUCCCAACCUUCGAAGAACGCCCACCCCUAUCUCCCCCACUCAUCCAACACCAAAAAUCCUUCUGGCACCGCAUCGGCCGCCACAAUCGCUUCGAUGUCCUCCGGCACGCCUCCAAACGCGCUCUGCAGUCGUCAUCCCCAUCUCCAUCUACCUCACCCUGGCACAUCACCCACUCCUCCGCCUGCUCCAUCUUUCUCGGCGCCGCCACCGCUGGGCAUCUCCCACUGUUAACAGAAAUGGUCCUCACCCACGCCGUCCCUAUCGACCACGGCUCUUCCCUCGCACUGUCCAACGCGGUCCGCCUCAUGCGGUCGGAUAUGCUACACGCGUGUCUGGCCCUCGGUGCGACGGUCCCACGGACGUCUGCGGUCCAAUUAGCAGCCGAAUUGGUCGGGUGGGCAUCCACACCCGCCAUCCUAGCCUUCUUGCAACGUGCGGAAAUGGGGGGUGCGAAGGGUGUCAUGACCUCGCACGAGUUCCUGACCGCGGUGGGGAGGUGUGGCCGUGCUGAUGUGGUGGAGGUAUUGGUGAGGGAGGCGAGGGAGGAGGUUCUGGUGCGGUAUGCGGACUUUGAGGCGGCGGUGAGGAGACGGCGCGGGGUGGUUGCUGUUGCUGCUGAGGGGGAUGGAUACGCCGUGUCGCCCACUUCGGCGGCGUCACAGUACACCCGUGGAUCACCCCACCGCCCACGGUUGAACCUCACCCCGCGCCACGCCACAACGCUCCUCCUCGGCGCGUCGGCCGGCGGACAUCUCGAGUUCAUCCGCGACCUCGUCGACAUCCACGGCGCACACCCUGUCGGCGGGAAGGCGUUUGCGGCCGUCAUGGAAGCGUGCCGAAGCGUCAAAGCCGCCGCCCCGGACGUGGUGGAGUUUUUGUUAUGUCGGUGGGUCGCCACCCGUGAUCUCGAUUCCGAGGGGGCGUGCACGACCGAUGAAGACGACGACUCCACACCCUCAAACAACAACAACGCGACGCCGCAUGACCAACACCCCCUCCAAACCUGCCUCCUCGAAUCCACCCGCUUCGCCGGCCUCGACAAACCCGCCCUCAUCUCCACCCUCCUCACCUACCUCCCCCCCGCCGGCUUCAUCCCGGUGUCGGCGGUGGCGACGCUGGAGGCGCUGAAGAGCUGGCAGUGGGAUGUCGCGCGGCAUCUCAGCGCGCAUGUUCUCGCCAUGCUUGUAGCCGGGGACAUGGGUGAUGGGGUCGUGGUGUUGCUUACGACCGCGGGCUAUGCCGGAGGGUGCAUUGCGACGGCGGUGAAGCAGCAAAAGCAGCAACAGAUGCAGACACCCCCGGUCCUAAUCUACAUCCCCGCCACCGCCCCGACCCUCGUCCUCGCGACCCAUCUCGUCCACCUCCGCCGUCGACACGAGUACGCGGCUUACGUGGUCUCGGCUUCGUCCACAGCGUCCCGUGCUUUCGAAAGCGCGAUGGCGGUGUAUAAGGUGGGGUUGGGCGGGAAUGUGGAUGUCGGUAUAUCGGGGCGGAGGUGAUCGAAAGACGUGCCAUUCAGACUUACUCGAUAUGUCAGGGCGGGCCUGGAAGGUCCAAAGUUUUUGGGAUGGGUUGUACAUACAUAUUUUUGGCGGUUGUGUGUAUGGAAUUUUUGGAACGGCUGUUACCGUUGUAUGUGCUUCAAUGUUCAUGUAACCAUAGGAUGCACUGUCGUUCGCAACCCAGUCCUCAUGUCAAG